UAUAUGUGGAGUGCUUGUCAUGUGCAGUUACAUUUCUAAGAACUUUACAUGAAUUAAAUAAUUGAAUCCUCACAAUUUCUCCAUGAAUUAGAAACAGUUACUAAUAAUCCUACAAGAGAGGUGAUAUUAUUAUCUUAUUUCACAGAGAUGUCAAAUAACUUGCUCAAGGUAACAUAUCAGUAACCUGGGAUUUCAACUUGGGUCCUCUGCUUCAUAGCCUCCCUAUGCUGUCAUAGAUGUAAGCAUUUUAAAGAAUGAACAAAAGGUUAAGAUAGAAAUGGAUGUGUUAGGAUGCAGGAUUAUGAACUGGAGGAUAAUUAGAACUGAAAAAGGCAACUCAUUUAUAGGUGUUCUUGAUCCUAGACUUUGCAAGAUUCCUUUAGAACCUUACUUCAACCUUUGUUCCCAUCCUGUGACUGUGCAAGCUUUUGCAAUGAAGAGAAAACACAGGAUUGGAGACACAAAAUCAGAAAUUAAGAUUCUCAGCAUAGGCGGAGGUGCAGGUGAAAUUGAUCUUCAGAUUGUCUCCAAAGUUCAGGCUCAAUACCCAGGCGUUUGUAUCAACAAUGAAGUUGUUGAGCCAAGUGCUGAACAAAUUGCCAAAUACAAAGAACUUGUAGCCAAGACAUCAAACCUUGAGAAUGUAAAGUUUGCUUGGCAUAACGAGACAUCAUCUGAAUAUCAAAGAAGAAUGUUGGAGAAAAAGGAGGUUCAAAAGUGGGAUUUUAUUCAUAUGAUUCAGAUGCUGUAUUAUGUAAAAGACAUCCCAGCUACCCUGAAAUUCUUCCAUAGUCUCUUAAGUACCAAUGCUAAGAUUCUCAUUAUUGUUGUGUCAGGAAGCAGUGGCUGGGACAAGCUGUGGAAAAAGUACGGAUCACGCUUACCCCAGGAUGACCUGUGCCUAUAUGUCACGUCAGAUGAGCUCACUCAGAUGCUGGACAACCUAGGGCUUAAGUAUGAGUGCUACGACCUUUUGUCCACCUUGGACAUAUCUGAUUGCUUUACUGAUGGUAAUGAAACUGCAGACCUGCUUUGGGAUUUUUUGACUGAAACCUGCAACUUUAAUGCCACAGCACCACCUGAUCUCAAAGCAGAGCUUGUGAAAGAUCUACAAGAGCCUGAAUUUAGUACUAAGAAAGAGGGGAAGGUUCUUUUUAAUAAUAAUCUGAGUUUCAUAGUGAUUGGGGCAUAAUUAUCAAUCACAAAAGUAUAUUCAAAAAUUAUAUUUUGAACAACUCUGAUUGCUCAUUUAUUUCCAUAUUAAAAUUAUAAACACAUACAUUAAUGUAGAUAAAGCACUGUUUGGAUAUGAGAAGUAGUGAAUUCCAAGACAUUAUUGGACUUCCUUUUGGAAUCAUAUGGGACACUGCUGGUCUUAUCCUGUCCCUCCUCCAGGAAGAGAGACCACAUGCAGGCUCAACAUAACAUAACCUAGAAAAAUUAGAUGACUGAAUUUCUAUGGCAUAUUGAUAAUAAAAUUCAUUCCAUUUGCUGAUUGUCUGAAAUUUUCUAGAAUAAUAAUAAAAUAUAUACUAUAGAUUCUUUAUUAGUGAAGUAUGCACUUAUCAAUACUUUGAACACAAAGCCUGUGUUACUGAUUUGGCCAUUUUGUGAAGAAAUAUUUCUCUUUGUACAUUCUUCUAUUGUACUUUUUAUCUCACUUUUAUUAAUUUUUAUGAGUAAGCACCUUUAGAAUAUUAAAAAUUAAUUCUUUAUC
Cercocebus atys (sooty mangabey) is the source of this 1717-nucleotide messenger RNA. RefSeq names its product histamine N-methyltransferase. Bases 278 to 1192 code for a protein of 304 amino acids. Gene Ontology annotation, molecular function: N-methyltransferase activity. The record is from RefSeq and is a predicted model, not a curated record. The transcript has 6 exons. Lineage: Eukaryota; Metazoa; Chordata; Mammalia; Primates; Cercopithecidae.